Eleginops maclovinus (Patagonian blennie) is the source of this 3581-nucleotide messenger RNA. RefSeq lists its product as uncharacterized. The record is from RefSeq and is a predicted model, not a curated record. Bases 137 to 2965 code for a protein of 942 amino acids. The transcript has 13 exons. NCBI's taxonomy places the organism in Eukaryota, Metazoa, Chordata, Actinopteri, Perciformes, Eleginopidae.
UUAUUUAAGAGGACAUACACAUAUCAAGGGCCUCCUUUCACUGAGGCCCUGGGACAAUAUUUCUUAUUUCCCAUCUGGCAGCACAAGCCCGCCCCCUGUCACCUUGAAGCUCUAUAUAAGACAGCUAAAGGGCCAGAUGAUAAGAAUGUGGUCUCAAGACAAGCUGGCCAUGCAGUGUAAAGUCCUCGUACAUGUCGUCCUCCUGACUUUGGUAAAGCAUGUGUCUUCAAGUGAAAUACAGGCCAGCCCAAAUACAAAUGCAAUCCUCCCCUGCAAUGUGACGUUCCCUGAAUCUUUGAAAGGGGACAAAAUAGAGAGCUCUCUCAUCAAUGUCAGCUGGAUGAGUAACGGCUCUGACAUCGCCUCUUCAAGAGAAGCAGAGAUGCAGAUAAAGGAAGGUUUCAGUUGGGACAUCCAUGAUUUUGUCUAUGGGGACUUUCCACUGACCGUCCUCAAAGCUGGCCUCCACCUGCAGGGGGUGUAUGAAUGCACCGUCAGCUACAAAUCCACAAUGCUGCACUCCAGCAAUGUUACAUUAAGUAUUGUUGCUUCACCAACCCUGUCAGUCCCACAGCAAUGGGUGGUGUUAGAAACAGAGAGCCAGCUUAAAUGCCACGCAGAUGCUUUCUAUCCUCCACCUGUGUAUUUCUCCUGGAUCAGAGAUGGGCAAUUGAUUCAACCUCCCCACCAGGUUGAAGGUGAAAUUACUUCAGAAGGGUUUUACACGGCUGUGGGCAACCUGACCUUCUACCCAUCGCGUGAGGACCAGAAUGUGACCUUUGGCUGCAGAGUGUCACAUAACAGCAGCUUUCAUGAGCUGGAUUUCAAACUCAACAUCACUUAUCUUCCUGCUGUUAAACUUUCUGCCGUGCCAUCACACUCCAACAACAUCCCCCUCACUCUUUACUGUGAAUUGGAAAGUUUCUACCCAGAAGAAGUGUCCGUCUCCUGGCUUCAGAACGGCACAGUGCUCCAUCAGCCCCCUGACACUGAGCAGAACCCAGAUGGGACCUACAGAACCAGGCACUACUACACUUUGAGCCCCGAGCAGAGGGAGCAAGGUGGGAAGGUGGAGUGUGCAGUGAACCAACCGGGGGUGAUGCAACCGGUCAGUGGCUCGGAAAACCUGGAGACACUGGACCUCAAAGAUGAGACUCCCGUUUUGACCAAAUCGGCAAAGGCCUCUGUGGCUAUGAUGUGCAUUUCCAUCGUGCUGGUGUUCCUGCUCUGCUUUGGCUUUUCUUGGAGGAGGAGGGAUGAGAAACAGAAAUCUCUGAAUGUGUCAGGCAUCAUCCUUCCUCCACGUGUGAUUGUGGGUCAUAAGGGCAGGGUGACAGUGAGCAUCGAGGGUAGGCGGGUGGACCGAGUCCAGACUGCAUGGUUCCUCAAUGACACCCCCAUUUCUGACACGUCAAUCACAGGAACCUCCAAAGCUAACUUUAACUGCCUCUAUAACCCCCUAACCACCAUCCAUCUGCCCUACGGUCUAACUCUCACCUCCACAGCCUCAGAGAAAGGCCCUCUGCUGCCUUCCAGAGGAGAGAUGGGUUACUACAAGCUGCACACCCAGGGGCCCCUGCACUCAUCAGGAAGUGGCAUUCAACAGCUGAUCUCCUCGCUAACCUUCAUCCCCCAGAUUUCAGUCCACAAAGGGGCCGUGUUUAAGUGCCAGGUUUCCUAUAUGGGCAAAGACAAGAUUGUGGUGGAGAGGGUGUCAGAGAAGUUUACAAUCCUCUCUGCUCCAGAGGUAUCAGAAAUCCAGCUGGCAGAGACACCAAAUGACUCUGAUGUCAUUAGCAUGACAGUUCGGGCUUCACAUUUCCAUCCGGAUGUCAUCACCUUCCGCUGGUUCUGCCAGGGGAGUGAGCUGAGCCCUGUGGCCUCCCAGGCCUCUUCCUCUCCUCGACCCAACUCUGAUGGCUUCUUCUCAGCCUUCAGCCAGUGUAAACUGCCCCAGAGUGAACUGGAAAAGGGAGGCACUAAAGUGUGGGUCAGUGUCCACCACAUCGCCCUGAAGCAGCCAGUCACCCGUGAGACCAGGGGCUUCAUGAAAAGGCCGAGUGUGUCUGAUAUCGUCGGCUCCACGUCUUUAGCAGAGCCGACCCUUGGAUGUGAGAUCACAGAUUUCUAUCCCGCGAACAUUUCAGUCACCUGGCUGAAGCUCAGGGAGGGAGAGCAGGAUGACAGAGAGGAGGAGGUGAUAGAGGGAGGAGAGAUGUGGGGCCCCGUUCAGACCCAACAGAGACUCUACAGGGCCACAGCCAAUCUGAAGAGAACGGCAACAAAUCAGGACAAAAAGGAGAGAGGAGGAGGGAUUAUUUGUAGAGUGGAGCACUGUUCCCUACAAGAGCCUAUUGAGAAACGUUGGAGUAAUGUUGACAUUGUCGCUCCCUCCAUUCCUCUGGUGAUCUCGGUCUGUUGGAGCAGUGAAGGAGUCGGGGUGUUCUCUCUAAUGUUGAAGGGAGGUCACCCUAAGGUCAAGUUACUCUGGGCAGCCGGAGGAACGACUCUUUCACCCCUGGUUUCCAACGAGACAGAGGAGAUAGGAGACGAUGGACAGAGGGAGCUGAAAAGUGUGUGUGCCCUGGAGCGGUCGACAAGCCUGGCCAUUCAGAUGAACAAACAGCCCGAGAGACGGAAGAGUGGACAUGCAGUUAAAACUAAAGCUGCCGUCACAGACCCUGACGCUGAAGGAAUAGAGUACAUUGAUGAAAAAGUGGAUGUAGAGAACAACAACAUAGACAGGGACGAGGACACAAAGUCAGAGGUGGAUGAGGACAGUGACAAAGAAAUGGAGGAAGACCCGGGAGCGCUGCACAUCAACAGAGUCAACAUGAGGAAGACUCCCAGAGAAAAUGAGAGGGCACGUUUGAGAGUCAGCGUGGAGAUAACACACCCUGCACUCAAGCUUCCUGUUUAUCGAACCUGGACAGAGCCAAAUGAGGAAAUGUCAUCUUCCGCAUGAAACCUGUAAUAGGUGCUUCUCUUUUUCAUAUAAUGCAUAAUAUAUCUAAUAUAGAACUUUCUUUAGUAAAGUAGUAUGUUUUAUGAUAUCCAACUGUCUGAUGAGGUGGUUUUGAUCAAGCAUUUUUGGUCUUUAUUUAUUACUUUUUAUCAUUUUAGUCAGUCAUCCAUUACUUGUCUUUUUCUACAACUUCAUGAUUUUUAAAAAUGUUCAUAUUUUUCUACAAAGAAUUUUACAAGAAUAAUCUAUUUCUGUGGAUUUCGUUAAUAAAUCUGCUUAGAAAAAAAUUAAGCAAAUUGUAGAAGAGAUGUUUCUUUGGAUUUUGUUUUUAUAUGUGCAACAAAUUCAGAGAGGAGUUAAUGUAGAUUAUGUUGGUGUUCAACCGCUGAAAUGACUUCUCAUUUUAAAAUACAGUUCUGUAUUUUUUUCUGUUGCACUCUGACCACAGGACUGUCACUUCACUGUGAGCAGAGGGGGUGUUGCGUGGUUGGGUUGACCCGAGUAUUUACAUAGUUUAGUUUUGAACUUCCUCCUCUCAAAUUAUCAACUACGUUUACCAUGGCUUUCAACAAGUGGAAACAUACAUGUCACAAAAUACACGUUUUUAUUCUUGGUA